AUUGCAAGUACCACAGUCACUAGCCAUCCUUCAAGGCGCGAAGACGUGUUUGUUAUUAUUAUUUAUUAUUAAUAAUUAAUAACCGUGAUAAUAACACGUUGACACUUCGAAAAUUGUGAAAGAAAAUUCGUAAGAAUGAACCACACAGUAGAAGAAUCUCCGUUAAUGCAGACUCCUAUGACUCAGGAGAAAAUGGACAAAUGGGUGGACGCUCAAAUCAAAGGCGAGAAGGUUGAGAUCGACGUCUACGGAAAGCCCACGGAACAGAUGCUAAAAGAGCUUGAAAAUGUCCGAAAUUUGAGCAAGGAACUACAGGAUAACUUGCAUGAAUUAGAAACCUCAGUCCGCAUAGCAGAAGUAGAAAAUCAAGCGAUGAACCCAACUGCUGAGAUUUUAGACUUCUCUGAAGACCACGAGUUCGUUCCUGAUAACCAGGACACGUAUUACGCUGAAGAGGAUAAAAUGGACGCUAAGGAAGAAGAGAAACAGAAGCUUACGAAGGGUAAAGGAGCUAAGACUGAAAUUCAGAGUUUUUAUAAGGACCAGUGUGUGUUUUUGACUGGUGGUACUGGGUUCUUGGGGAAAGUUCUCAUCGAGAAACUAAUCCGUGCCUGUGGAGAUAUCAACACAAUAUACGUGUUAGCUAGAAGUAAGAAGGGGAAAGACGCUACAGUAAGACUUCACGAAAUGAUGGACGAAUUUUUGUUCCACAGAGCUCAUGAGGUAAACCCUAAGGGUAUUCACAAAGUGGUGCCAAUAGUAGGAGAUAUGGAACUGCCAGGGUUAGGCAUCAGUGAAGAGGAUAGGAAGACGCUCACCAGCAAGGUUACAAUAAUUAUCAACGCGGCGGCCACAGUCAAGUUUGACGAAAAACUAUCCGUUUCUACAGCUAUUAAUGUAAAGGGAACUAAAGAAGUCCUGAAACUGGCUAAAGAGUGUAGGAAUUUGAAAGCUAUUACCCAUGUGUCGACUGCCUUCUCUAACACUCAUGUGAAUCAUAUUGAAGAAAAGUUCUACGAACCUCCAAUGUCCGUGGAGGCACUGGAAGCUUUGACUGAAGUCGACAACAAGCUGAUUGAGAACAUCUUGCCCACACUUCUAGGAAAACGUCCAAACACAUAUUGUUUUACAAAGGCGAUAGCUGAGGAGGCUGUCAGGAAGUAUGGCGAAGGCUUGCCUAUCAGCAUUGUCAGACCUUCCAUAGUUGUAUCAACAUACGAAGAGCCUGUGCGAGGCUGGACAGACAGCGUGUAUGGACCAACUGGACUAGUCGUAGGAAUUGGUACCGGGGUUUUGCGUACAAUGUAUAUGGAUCAAUCGAAAGUAGCUGACAUGGUUCCAGUGGAUCUAUGCGUGAAUGCCAUCCUUGCGUCUGCUUGGUUUACUGCCAAGAACUUUAAGGAAAACCAAACAUCACAUAUACCAAUCUACAAUUUCGUUUCCGGAGCACAAAAACCAAUUACAUGGGGAGAUUUUAUAGAACGCAACCGAAAGUACGGCAUCGACAAACCUACAACAAAAGCUGUUUGGUACUACGGUCUGAAUCCUACAAACAACUAUUACUUGUUCCUAUUCUACAAUUUCUUCUUGCACUACUUGCCUGCUCUGAUGAUUGACACUUAUUGUGCUAUUACGGGGAAGAGAAGGGCUAUGAUAAAACUAUACAACAAAGUAAUGAAGCUAGCCAACAUUUUGUUCUACUUUUCCACUCAAGACUGGCAGUUUUCUGACUAUAAUGUCAGAAAUAUGUGGAAGAGUCUGUCAGAUGAGGAUCGCGUGGUAUUCCCGUUUAGUAUAGGAGAAAUGUCUUGGGAGUACAUGUGUGAAACCUUCUUAGUUGGUCUUAGAGUGUACCUAAUCAAGGACGACCUAUCCUCAUUACCUGAAGCCAGGAAGAAGUGGAAUAAACUGUACUACCUGCACCAGAUCCUGAAAGCUGUAACUUUAGGUCUAGUAAUAAACUUAGCUUAUUUUGUAUUAAAACCUGUGUUAGCACUAAUUUUUGGCCAUUGAGAUACAUCUAUUUAUAUUUAGGUCUAGAUAUUAAGUUAAAAGCUUAAUGCAUUAAUGUAUGCCAUAAUUAUAUAUUUUGCACCUAGGUACCUAAACUUUAAACAAAAAACUCUGAUUUGUUCAAAAUCUGAGAUACACAUAUGUUUUUGCUCAAUGCUUAGAAACUAGAAAUAAAUGAUUAUUAGACUUAGGAAUAAGCACUGAAAUAAAUAGUUUUAGGUAGAUUAAAAUUAAGGCUAGUUAUAAUUAAAUUAGAACAAAUAAAAAAAAGAUAGACAUAGAUAAAUACGACCAUCUUGUUAAUAAGCAAAGAGAUUUUAGACAAAAUAAUGUUUUUUUACUAAAAAAACUGUAAUUUCCAAAUCAAUUUGAUUAUAUUUGGCGAUUUUUUUUGUAUAUACAUACUUUAACUAUUAGAUAGUAUAGUACCUACGUACAAAAAUAUACAAGAAGUGGUCCAAUUAUUUGCAAUGCAGUUUAUUUCUUAAGGAAAUGAAAACAUCAACUUUCAAUAAAUUAUAAAAAGGUUUUUCUACGAAAUGUGAAGUGAUAUUUUGUAAGUAAUUUUUAAAGUAAUAAGUACUCUCAUUAUUUAUAAUUUAUAGAAUCUCAAAUACAAAAAGGUGAAUUGUAAAAUAAAUUUUUGAAAAUAAA
Messenger RNA from Helicoverpa zea (corn earworm), 2667 nucleotides. Its product is annotated as fatty acyl-CoA reductase wat-like. The record is from RefSeq and is a predicted model, not a curated record. The transcript is spliced from 15 exons. Lineage: Eukaryota; Metazoa; Arthropoda; Insecta; Lepidoptera; Noctuidae. Gene Ontology annotation, molecular function: alcohol-forming very long-chain fatty acyl-CoA reductase (NADP+) activity. Gene Ontology annotation, cellular component: peroxisome. Gene Ontology annotation, biological process: long-chain fatty-acyl-CoA metabolic process. Bases 136 to 2013 code for a protein of 625 amino acids.